UUAGUAUCGGUCAGUCGCAGGCGCACUCCCGUUCGAAUAGCAUGUUAGACCGAUCAGUACGCGUUCGUUGAAAUGCGGUGUGAAAGCUCACGAGUUGCAAAGGUUUUAUUUAUAAGUGCCAUACUAUAACUAUCGACCCAUUUCAUACGGUCAUUCCUGUCACAUGCGAGAAAAAUUUAACCGGAAUAUUAAGUGAAUUUUAAUGGGCUGCUUCGGAAUUCGCAACAUUGUUGUAGUGACCUUUAGGAGAGAACGAAAAUAAACCUCAAACUGUCAGUGUGUAAAAAAUUGUGUAACAAACCCAGAAUAAAACAUAGAAAUUUCGUCUCAACGAAAUGAUGUUUGUAACUAGAAUGACCCGUCAUGUUUCACUAAAACGAAACCAAAAAAACUGAGGAUCAAUUUUACGAGUUUAACCUCAAAUUCGUCGUCGAGUGCCAUGGACGCCGCAAUUUCAUCAGCUGUGGUGGUCUGAUAGUGAUUCAGUGUGUGUUUUGUGUAUGGUUUCCGAAGUUUCACUACACCUGCCUUCAUACUCAGACGUUCCGUCAAUCAGCUUAUUUUGAUUGCGUACGUCGCGACGCCAGAAUAGUAUCGUCACCAUCAAAACGGGGGAGGUCCAAGCGUAGUCCCGUUCGACACACAGUUUGCGAAACGAUCCGUUACAUAACUUGAAUUACACGGUGCAAGUGCUGUAUGACAACCGGCAAACAUGGCUUCGUUCGGCGUGUGGGACUACGCGGUGCUUGUCGUCGUGCUGCUAGUAUCCGCCGGCAUCGGCGUGUACUACAGGUUCUCCGGUGGAAAACAGAAAACUACUACGGAAUAUCUCCUAGCCGAUCGGAACAUGUCCAUCUGGCCCGUAUCCUUCAGCUUGAUGGCGAGCUUCAUGUCAGCCAUCACCUUACUGGGAGUGUCCAACGAAAACUACCAAUUCGGAACUCAGUUUGUGGUGAUCAAUAUAUCGUACGGUUUGGCUACCCCGAUUGCAGCCUACCUGUUUCUACCGGUGUUCUUCAAGCUGGAAGCGAGUAGUGCCUAUGAGUAUCUGGAGUUACGUUUCGGCAAGAAGACUCGACUGGUGGCCUCGUUUGCGUAUCUACUGCAAAUGAUCCUAUAUAUGGGUAUCGCGGUGUAUGCCCCGGCGCUGGCGCUCGAAGCAGUCACCGGAUUGCCCCAAACCUACUCUAUCCUGACGAUCGGAAUCAUAUGCACAUUCUACUCGACAAUAGGCGGUAUGAAGGCAGUACUUUUCACCGAUCUGUUCCAGUCGUUUUUAAUGUUUGCCGCGAUCUUCGCGGUAAUAAUCUGCGCAGGGAUCGAUGCCGGUGGGUUGGGGAAAAUUUGGGAAACUGCGGAAAGGGAUGGUCGGCUGGAAUUUUGGAAUUUUGAUCCAGAUCCAACGACCCGUCACACUUGGUGGUCUCUAACUAUCGGUGGUAUGUUCACCUACCUGUCACUGUACGCAGUCAAUCAGACUCAAGUUCAGCGACUAAAAACCGUCAAGGAUCUUAAAACAGCCCAGCGCGCACUAUGGCUGAACUGGCCAAUACUCUCGUUGCUGAGUUUGACAACCUCUUUUAGUGGCCUUGCUAUUUACUACUACUACAGUACCUGUGACCCACUGAAGCAGGGUCGAAUAACGGUACGGGACCAAACAAUGCCCCUUUUCGUGGUGGAUGCCAUGGGAAACAUUCCUGGCCUACCGGGACUUUUUGUAUCGGGAAUUUUUUCCGCUAGUUUAUCGACCGUUUCGGCCGCCCUCAACUCACUGGCCGCGGUAACUCUGGAGGACUAUCUGAAACCGAUUUAUGCAAAGGUCAUGAAACGUUCGCUGCCCGACAUGCAGUCCAGUUUCCCGACCAAGGUAAUGGCCGCAAUAUACGGAGUUGUAUGUUUAGCAGUCGCUUUCAUCGCCCAGUUCAUGGGUGGCGUUCUACAGGCUUCGUUGACAAUCUUCGGCGUCGUUGGUGGACCGCUGUUUGCUCUGUUCACCAUGGGGAUGUUUACCAAGCGGGCGAAUCAAAGAGGAGUCAUCACUGGACUACUGAUAGGUAUUUCGUUUUCACUCUGGAUCGGAUUUGGCCAACCGAAACCACCUCUCAAGAUGUUAGACUUUUCGGUAGAAGACUGCAGCCGUUUCGGUGGCUAUAAUUCCACCACGAUCUCACCCAUGGUAAUGGCACAGCGAGUAGACCGAUCUGAUGAUUCAGACUAUUUCUACUUAUACCGUUUGUCGUACCUGUGGUCGGUUGUUCUGGGUUACAUAGUAACGUUCGUAGUCGGCUAUAGCACUAGUUUACUACUGCGAUGGCUCGGUCACCAAGGAGCGGAACGGAUCUACCUAGACAACGAUAAAAUCUACAUCAAUACGGAUCUAUUCUCGCCUCCGGUGGCGAAACGCAUGAAGCGAACACUCGCGAAACACAUUGAGAAUGGAGGCGACAUCGAAAUCACCAAACGAAACGGCAACACAAAAUCUGAGUUCAGUCGCCUUUAAAAGCAACAUUGACCAGUUGUGAUCGGGUCAUAACAAAUCGUUUCAAAGCAUGUAUUCAACGAAAACGAAUGACUGGUGCAUUUGUGUGUGAUCUCCAUUCAGCCUCUCAUCAUCCCCUUUCACAUCGAUAUCAGCUCAAUGUCGGCACGCAACUUAAAGUGAAUUUACAAAUAUGUGCAGCAGUUUAAGCGCCAACCAGCGAAAGCUACGAUAAGGAUCAAACUAAUGUCUUCCAGAAAAGUAGUUACAAUAAAAUUUGCCAGAGUUAUUGUUAGUUAUAGGCACAAACUGAAGUUUACUUAAGGGUUUUCCUAGGAUAUAAUGGUUUCUAAUUUGUUGUUACUAUAUGAUAUUAGUUGCCAAUAGACACAAGUGAGAGAGCUUAUUCUAUAAUUAGCUCAGUCAGCUUUGUUUAAGAAAGUGAUGUAGGUAUAUUGAAAAGAGCAAAGAUAAUAAAUAUUGGAUAUACAUGUGAAAAA
Messenger RNA from Topomyia yanbarensis, 2979 nucleotides. Its product is annotated as putative sodium-dependent multivitamin transporter. The record is from RefSeq and is a predicted model, not a curated record. The transcript has 7 exons. Gene Ontology annotation, molecular function: symporter activity. Gene Ontology annotation, cellular component: membrane. Bases 713 to 2500 code for a protein of 595 amino acids. Lineage: Eukaryota; Metazoa; Arthropoda; Insecta; Diptera; Culicidae. Gene Ontology annotation, biological process: sodium ion transport; transmembrane transport.